GGCCGGGCUUCUCUCUGCCUCCUCCCCCAUUAAAACUGCAGAGACUGGAGAACUCAGCAGCGGCAGAGGAGACUAGUAAUCUGCACAUGGGAAGCGGUCCGGGGACAGAGAGAUAGAGGGAAGGGGGCUAGAGGGACCGGGAUAGAGGCAGAGGGCACAGGCACAUACCAGGGGGAGCAGGAGCAGCACAGAGGACAUACACUGACCCAGGCAGGAUCAUCACGGCACUCUCCGGGCGUUUAGUUACUCAACUUUCCUCCUGCCCUGGUAGAAAAUGCCCGUGGGACCCCCGUGGGACCAACAGCUGCCCCCUCAUGAGCGUGGCCCACUGUGGCAUCGUCAGUCGUGGCUCAUCCUGACCCUGGCUAUGUUACUGGCCCAUAGGUGCUACACACUAGAAGUAUCCGUAGACAAGCACUCUCAGAUCAAAGCCCGGAAUGGAACGGACGUCUACCUGCCCUGCAUCUUUGCCACCUGCAUCGGCUUUGAGGAUGUCACCUUCUCCUGGCAAUACAGGACGUUCAACGAAUCAUCAAAGCCAGAAGAACUUUACAAGGGAUUUCUCAAGAACAAGAAGUCCAGCCCCAAAGCCUUAGAAAUUAAAGACAGAAGUUGGAAGCAUGACCGUGUUACCCUGGUGCCUAGCAAUGAAACCAAGGACUACAACCUAACAUUGCUUCUGAAGGCUGUGGAGUUUGAGGACACAGGACGCUACACAUGUAUUGUGUCAAACAAAAAGGAAAAAGGCACAACCAGUAACGCUACCAUCUACCUUACAGUGGUGGACAAGUUUGAGGUUGUGGAUAAUACAUUGACUGUCAUUAUUGCGUCUGCAGUUGGAGGGGUGAUCGGACUGCUCAUAUUAAUCUUUAUCAUAAAAAAGAUAGUGUGCGUCAUCCUCAAGCGGAACAACAAAAAGAAAGACUGCCUUGUGAGUUCGUCGGUCAACGAUAACACAGACAAUGCCUCAAAACCGGAGAUCAAAGCCAAACCGAAAGCAUGAUGGAGGGACUGGACUGUAGAGCUUACCGCACAAAGCCCUGGUAUUACUGGAACUCAUGUGAAGGGGAGAGCGUCCUAUGAAAGAAGGCUGAGCACUUUCUCCACUGCAUAUUCAACGUUAUUUACUGCACAGUAAUAAUACUGCCUCCUCAUAGGCCCCCUGGUUUAGGUAUCGCACAUUACUCCUCUAUCACGCCCCAUGAGUCACCAUGUGUGAGUGUGCCGCUCCUCAGAGGAAUGGGCAUCUCAGAAUGCCCCUUAUUUUAGUUUUACCUAGGCAGAAGGCCCAGCUGGUUAUGUGAUGGACGUGGAAAUCAUCAAUCACAUAUUUUUCUAUGCAUGAUAACAAAGGAUCACUGCACUGAGUGUCAGUGAGUGUAAAUAUCUAUGUACAUUUCUAUAAUUACUGUAUAUUAUACGUAUAAAUGCACAAAGUCACUGAGAGGAGGACUGUUUUUGUGGGUACACAGGACUUCUGCAUCUCUAUCUUUGCCCGACCCAUAAUGUGUCCUAAGAUACUGUACUUCUCCAUGUAAUAAAGGGCCUUCUUUAAGACUUGCAGCUAAAUGUAAUAGCCUGCGGGCUGUCGAAAGGUGCGGGACUUUGUGCUGGUCUGCCCGUAUUUUUAAAGCAGCAAUCAUUUACAAGGCAAAACCAUCUUGGUUUUGCCUUGUAAAUGUUUGGCGCUUUAAAAAUACGGGGCAGACUCGCACAAACUCCUGCACCUCCGACAACUCGCAGGGGAUUAAAUUUAGCCUAUGGCCUUUGUGCUAGUAACUGGUGGCUACACAUACAGUAUAUCAUGUCUGCCAGCCUCCAGUGCAGUCUCUGUCUGGGCAAUGGCCCUCAUUCCGAGUUGUUCGCUCGUUCUUUUUCAUCGCAUCGCAGUGAAAAUCCGCUUAGUACGCAUGCGCAAAGUUCGCACUGCGACUGCGCCAAGUAACUUUACUAUGAAGAAAGUAUUUUUACUCACGGCUUUUUCUUCGCUCCGGCGAACGUAAUGUGAUUGACAGGAAAUGGGUGUUACUGGGCGGAAACACGGCGUUUUAGGGGCGUGUGGCUGAAAACGCUACCGUUUCCGGAAAAAACGCAGGAGUGGCUGGAGAAACGGUGGGAGUGCCUGGGCGAACGCUGGGUGUGUUUGUGACGUCAACCAGGAACGACAGGCACUGAACUGAUCGCACAGGCAGAGUAAGUCUGGAGCUACUCUGAAACUGCGAAGUAGUUUGUAAUAGCAAUAUUGCGAAUACAUCGGUCGCAAUUUUAAGAAGCUAAGAUUCACUCCCAGUAGGCGGCGGCUUAGCGUGAGCAACUCUGCUAAAUUCGCCUUGCGACCGACCAACUCGGAAUGAGGGCCAAUGUUGCUGCUUAUUUUAUGAAUGUAAUAAAAAAAAAAAUGUAAUAUUUAACAA
This is a messenger RNA of Pseudophryne corroboree (corroboree frog), 2414 nucleotides long. It is a transcript of the gene SCN4B, whose product is annotated as sodium voltage-gated channel beta subunit 4. The record is from RefSeq and is a predicted model, not a curated record. Gene Ontology annotation, biological process: regulation of ventricular cardiac muscle cell membrane repolarization; regulation of sodium ion transmembrane transporter activity; cardiac muscle cell action potential involved in contraction. Gene Ontology annotation, molecular function: sodium channel regulator activity; transmembrane transporter binding. Gene Ontology annotation, cellular component: plasma membrane; voltage-gated sodium channel complex. Lineage: Eukaryota; Metazoa; Chordata; Amphibia; Anura; Myobatrachidae. The coding region runs from base 275 to 1003 and encodes 242 amino acids. The transcript is spliced from 6 exons.